Messenger RNA from Aureococcus anophagefferens, 513 nucleotides. RefSeq lists its product as hypothetical. The transcript has a single exon. NCBI's taxonomy places the organism in Eukaryota, Pelagophyceae, Pelagomonadales, Pelagomonadaceae. Bases 1 to 513 code for a protein of 170 amino acids. The record is from RefSeq and is a predicted model, not a curated record.
AUGGCCAAGCUUCUGAUGAUCCUCCCGCACGUCGCCGCCGGCUUCAGCCUCCGGGGCAGCAAUUCGACGUGCCUGAGCGAAGGCGCCACCUGCGCCCUCGACGACAGCCUCCCUCCGUGCUGCGAGACCUUCCGCUGCUGGGAGUACAUGGCCGAGCAGCAGCCCGCGCUGGAGCUCCCGGGCCUGCAGCAGCCCGCGCUGGAGCUCCCGGGCCUGACCUGCACGUCCUGCAUCGCCGCGGGCGAGACCUGCAGCCGCGACAUCAUCAGCGGCACGCCCUGCUGCACGGGCUACAUCUGCGGCGCGAGCAACGGCACCGACGCGUGCGUGAAGAUGCCCGAGGCCGUCGCCGCGCCGAUGGGCGACGACGACACGAACUUCACGAAGUGCGGCUGCCCGGACCACGAGUACUGCCCCGGCGCGCCGCCACCCAACGGCCACUGCGGGUGGUUGGGGGCCCAGGGGUUCGCGUGCGGCAAUCCCGCGGGCAGCAGGUGCGCGCCGGAGCCGUGA